AUGACAACAAAUAGUAGAAACGAUAACACGAAUACUGCGGAUAUAAGAAAUGACAGAAUUGUCACAAAUUCGCUAGGUAAUCCAAUUAAUGAACCCUAUGCAACCCAGAGGAUUGGUUGUUUUGGACCGUUAUUAAUGCAAGAUGCUAACUUAUUGGAUUUUUUGGCCCAUUUCAAUCGUGAAAGGAUCCCUGAACGUAAUCCACAUGCACAUGGUUCAGGUGCUUUUGGAUUCUUUGAAGUCACAGACGACAUAACUGAUAUCUGUGGUUCAGCAAUGUUCGAUACUAUAGGUAAAAGGACACGUUGUUUAACAAGGUUUUCUACUGUCGGUGGAGAAAAGGGAUCUGCUGACACCGCAAGAGAUCCCCGUGGAUUUGCCACAAAAUUUUACACAGAAGAAGGUAAUCUAGACUGGGUGUACAACAAUACUCCGGUGUUUUUCAUUAGAGAUCCUUCUAAAUUUCCUGCGUUUAUUCAUACCCAAAAGAGAAACCCACAAAGUAAUCUAAAGGACCCCAAUAUGUUUUGGGAUUUUUUGACUAUACCGGAGAAUCAAGUUGCUAUUCAUCAAGUAUGCAUUCUGUUUUCCGAUCGUGGUACCCCUACUUCAUAUAGAAAGAUGAACGGUUAUUCUGGCCACACGUAUAAAUGGUCAAAUAAAAAGGGUGAGUGGUACUAUGUUCAAGUUCAUUUAAUAACCGAUCAAGGAAUCAAAAACUUCACAAAUGAGGAAGCUAUUGAUAUGUCAGGGAAAAAUCCAGACUGUUGUACUCAGGAUCUUUUUAAUUCUAUCGAACAUAGUGAUUACCCCUCUUGGACCGUCUAUAUACAGACAAUGACAGAAGAUGAAGCUAAAAGACUGUCUUUUUCAGUAUUCGAUUUAACCAAAGUUUGGCCACAUAGCCAAUUCCCAAUGAGACGUGUGGGUAAAUUAGUUCUAAAUGAAAAUCCAAAAAAUUAUUUUGCACAGAUUGAACAAGCCGCUUUUGCUCCAAGUAAUACUGUUCCAUAUCAAGAAGCUAGUGCAGACCCUGUUUUACAAUCUAGACUUUUUGCUUAUGCAGACGCUCAUCGUUAUAGAAUUGGGCCAAACUAUAACCAAGUCCCUGUUAAUUGUCCCUUCGCUUCAAAAUUCUUUAAUCCUAUGAUUAGAGAUGGACCAAUGAAUGUUAACGGUAAUUUCGGUUCUGAACCUAAUUAUUAUGGGUCGAAUAUCAACUAUCAAUUUAUACAACAGGAUAAGCCAAUCCAACAACAUCAGGAAGUUUGGCAUGGACCCGCUGUACCUUUCCAUUGGGCAACCGAUGCAGGUGAUAUUGAUUUUAAACAAGCUACUGAUCUGUACCAAAAAGUUCUCUCUAAACAAUCCGGGGCACAAGAAAGAUUGGCACAUAAUGUCGCAGUACAUGUAGCUAAUGCAUCUACUGAUAUACAAAAAAAAGUAGUAGCAAUGUUUACAAGGGUGGAUCCAAGAUUAGGUCAAAGAAUAAAAGAAAUUUGUGACGAAAAAUGUAAUGAAAGUAAAGUAUCAAAGUUCUGA
Molecule: messenger RNA, 1542 nt
Organism: Arxiozyma heterogenica
Lineage: Eukaryota; Fungi; Ascomycota; Saccharomycetes; Saccharomycetales; Saccharomycetaceae
Gene: CTA1
Product: catalase A
Exons: 1
Coding region: 1-1542 (513 amino acids)
Biological process (GO): response to hydrogen peroxide; hydrogen peroxide catabolic process
Cellular component (GO): mitochondrion; peroxisome; cytoplasm
Molecular function (GO): heme binding; catalase activity
Source: RefSeq, a predicted model, not a curated record